Pungitius pungitius (ninespine stickleback) is the source of this 3204-nucleotide messenger RNA. It is a transcript of the gene traf2b, whose product is annotated as Tnf receptor-associated factor 2b. Gene Ontology annotation, cellular component: cytoplasmic side of plasma membrane. Gene Ontology annotation, biological process: tumor necrosis factor-mediated signaling pathway; positive regulation of canonical NF-kappaB signal transduction; protein K63-linked ubiquitination. The transcript has 11 exons. Bases 250 to 1812 code for a protein of 520 amino acids. NCBI's taxonomy places the organism in Eukaryota, Metazoa, Chordata, Actinopteri, Perciformes, Gasterosteidae. Gene Ontology annotation, molecular function: ubiquitin-protein transferase activity; tumor necrosis factor receptor binding; zinc ion binding. The record is from RefSeq and is a predicted model, not a curated record.
CGUUUAAGCUCAAACCAGAAAGUAUGUCGACAUGUGUCUGUAACGACUGCCACGCCGUUAGCUGCCUGAACGCAGCCGAACGGAAUGGCUUCCUCAGAACUUCCCCGGCUGCUAAUUUAAGUGGCUUUAACAAGUGACGUGGGACGUGGGAGUCAGCCCACGCCUCGUAUAUCUUGCCUGAGAGUGAGGCGCGCGUUUUCAGCCACACUUUUUUCGCAUUGGGAUAGAGCAACAGAUUGAUGGAGAAGAAUGGCCCGCAUCUCGUUGGACUGUACCGUCUCUUUGCCAGGGAUCCCCCUCAGCGUGCUCUCGGUGCCCAUGGAGAAUAAGUACAAAUGUCAGCAGUGUCUCCUGGUCCUGAGGAAGCCCGUCCAGGCUCAGUGCGGCCACCGCUUCUGUGUACACUGCUUCAGGCAGCUCACCAGUUACGGGCCGAAGCCCUGCGACGCCUGCCGCCAGGAGGAGAUCUACGAGGAGCCUAUUUCGAUUCUCAAUAGUAACGAGGCCUUUCCUGACAACGCAGCUGGCAGAGAGAUCGCAAGUCUUCCUGCCAAGUGUUUGAACCAGGGCUGUGAUUGGAAAGGCUCCAUUAAAGAGUACGAGGCUCAGCACGAAGGCCGCUGUGAACUCGAAAGGGUGCAGUGCGAGGCCUGCAAGACCUCCGUCCUCUGCACGGAGAAGGAGAGACACAACGAGAGAGAAUGUGAAGCGAGAACGCUCAACUGUAAAUACUGCAAAAUGACCUUCAACUUUAAAGAGAUCAAGGCCCACGAUGAGAUCUGUCUAAAGUUUCCCUUACAGUGCAAAGACUGUGGCAAGAAGAAGAUCCCAAGAGAAAAGUUCAAUGACCACAGCAAGUCCUGUGUCAAGUCAAAGAGUGCCUGUCCAUUCAGUGAAGUGGGCUGCAAAUAUGUGAUGGAGAGCGGGAAGCUGGGCGACCACGAGCACGGCAGCACCAUGGAGCACCUGCGUCUGCUGCUGCCCCUGGUGCUGUCCAUGUCCCUGACGCGGGCCGACGCCGCCGACCCGGGGGAGCUGCAGGAGGACUCCGGCCUGGGCCUGUACAGGGCUCCUGAGGAGGGAGCCGCUACGGGAACCGGAGCUGCAGCCUCCGCGCAGUCCCUGGACGUGGACAAAAAGGUGAACGCUUUAGAAAACAUUGUGUGCGUCUUGAACCGAGAGGUGGAGCGCAACUCGGUGACGCUGGAGGCCUUCUCGCAUCAGCAUCGAUUAGACCAGGAAAAAAUUGAAAACCUCUCCAACAAAGUGCGUCAGCUGGAGCGGACGGUGUCCAUGAAGGACUUGCAGCUGUCCGCAACGGACCAGCUGCUGAAAGAGCUCCAGUUCUGCACCUACGACGGGAUAUUUGUGUGGAAAAUCUCGGACUUCUCGCGCCGGCGGCAGGACGCCGUGGCCGGUCGAACGCCCGCCAUGUUCUCGCCGGCGUUUUACUCCAGCAAAUACGGCUACAAGAUGUGUCUGAGGCUAUACCUGAACGGCGACGGGACGGGCCGAGGGACGCACCUGUCGCUGUUCUUUGUCGUCAUGAGGGGAAAGUGCGACGCUCUGCUCAAAUGGCCGUUCAGCCAGAAGGUGACCCUGAUGCUCUUGGAUCAGAACAACAGGGAGCACAUCAUCGACGCCUUCCGCCCCGACGUCACCUCCACCUCCUUCCAGCGGCCGAUCAGUGAGAUGAACAUCGCCAGUGGCUGCCCGCUGUUCUGUCCGCUGGCUAAGCUGGCGGGCAAGAGCCCCUACCUGAGGGACGAUACCAUAUUCAUCAAAGCUAUUGUAGACCUCACGGGCUUGUAAGGGGUGUUCUGUGGAAGAUGCACCUAAGCCAUAACAAAACAACAUAGUGGGAAAAUGAAGAAUAAUAAUAAUAAUAAUAAUAGAAACACAUAUUUUAUACUAUCACAAUAUUUAUACUAAUUAUGUCUUUUAUGAAUUUAAUAUCAUAUCUAAACUAUAUCACUUUGGUCUAUAUGACCAAAUGUCAUCAAGUGUCACAUUAUGACAAAUACACACGCUUGUGGUUGUGUGAUGUUUAUGGACAUCAGGCGCUGCUUUGUUAUACCCGCCUCAUGGAGGUUUUGCCGUUUCUGUCGAGAUCUUGUAGAGUUUCAACUUUGGCAGUAAUUAGAUCACAUAAGAAGUUAGCGUUUCCGUGUAGAGAUCUUAAAACUUCAGCGCUUUAGUUUUAGUAACAUUAAAGUGGCGGUCUUUUAGAUAUUUGCAGUUUUAAAAAUUGGGUUUCUGUGGUGAAAUUACUAGGGACAAGAAGUGGAACUGUCUCAAAACAAUUUGAAUAUAAAGUAUGUUAUUAUGGCAUUUUAAAAUUACUACUAAACUAUGAGCACAAUGCUGUUUUCAGAUCUUAAGGAUUGCCUGUUUAAGAACUGCUAAGUAUCUCUGAUGAUAAAAGGUGCGCAAGCGUUGGUCAUCUUAAUGUGUCCCUGUUGGCAUUAGAGGCAAAGCUGAGAAUCAUAUAACAAAUAUUUGUAUCAAAUACUCAGUAUAUAGUAUCUACAAUUUUACAAUAACUGCUCUUCACACCCGGUCAAACAUCAGCCAAAGCCGCCUGGCAGAGGUGGAAGUUUCCCUUCUGCAGGAUUUGAUUAUUUGUAAAUAGAUGUAUUUAAAUACAACUUUGACAUCUAAUCCUGCCCCCAUGUGAAGAGAGGCCUCUUGCUGUUCCUACUGCACACGGCCAUUUAAACAGCGCAAAAAGCCCAGUAAUUCAGUCCAAACUGACAGUCCUACAAAACGUUAUUCGGUAACAGGUUUAUAGAUAUUUUAUUUUAGUACAACAUAGGGCUGCACCAUAAAGUGAAAGAUGCAGUUCUCUUAUCUUACAAAAGAAAGUAGCACAAGGAAAAUAAUCUUUUCGGUAGUUUCUGCACAUCACCUCACAAAUAUCACUGAUAGUUUGGAUGCAUUUAAUAAAGAGUUAAGGUUAGUAGUGUAAAAAAAAACACUUUUUAUCAUUUAGCGCAAAUCAAUUCCAUCUAUAUAAACGAAUAACCAAUUAUUCACCUUAUAUCAGAUAAACUGUAAUCUUAUAGCUUUGUUCAAAAUUAUAAUUAGGAGUUAUCUAAAAAUGUCUUAUUCUUAAUUAUAUUAUUACUCUAAAUUCUAACCACAGCUCCUUUAAGGGAAUUAAAUGUUAACUGUUCGCUAUUAUAUUAAAUGACUGAUGGUGAA